CGGGCAGCGCGGUGCGGCCGAGCCUGCGCACUCCUCCCGCCGGGCCUCAAGGUGAUGGUGGGGACGGGCGCUGCUGCACGUUGCCCUGCUGCGGGCGGGGCGGGGCCGUGACUGCAGCGGUGCCCCUCGCUUCUCUGCCGUCUGCUGUGUCUCCGUAGCUCAGAGCCCGUGAGCUGGGAGAGGAGGAACCGUGGCUUGGCUGCCAGGGCUGUUGGAAGCUGUGCGGGGUAUGACUGGCCUCUCUGGCAGUGCUGUUGAAUUGCAGUUGCUGGUUGAGAAGCACUUCAGGAGCCUCAGCUGCAGGCCCCCACAAUGCAGCGGAGUCUGUUGCAUGCAGCAUCUCAGCUGGUGCAUGGGACCUGCGUGGCCUUUCCCCGCCCUGGCACCGUCCUGUGCUUGAAAGGACACUCGGUGUUGGCUCGGGCUGGAUGCAAAGUGAUUUUGGCACUGAACCCUCCUAAACGAUGUCUGCAGGCAAGUGCAGCACACUUCUCCUCAAAGAAAAGCACCACCUCAUCACAGCCAGCAGGCACUCCUCCCAGGCUACCUUCCUCUGCAGCCACGGAUACAGCGAAGCAGAGUCCCGGAGAGGCAGACGCUGCAGAUCCUGAUCCACUACAAGAUAAAUCAAUCAGUCUCGUCCAGAGAUUCAAGAAAACUUUUAAACAGUAUGGAAAAGUCAUGAUUCCAGUGCAUCUGCUGACUUCCACUGUAUGGUUUGGAGCCUUUUACUAUGCGGCUAUGAAGGGAGUGAAUGUUGUGCCAUUCCUCGAGUUGGUUGGCUUACCAGACAGCAUAGUGAGCAUCCUGAAGAACUCCCAGAGUGGAAACGCGCUAACUGCAUAUGCAUUGUACAAAAUUGCAACUCCUGCCAGAUACACUGUGACUUUGGGAGGAACGUCUGUCACUGUUAAAUACCUACGUAAGCACGGCUACAUGUCCACCCCACCACCAGUAAAGGAGUACCUACAAGAUAGGAUGGAGGAAACCAAAGACAAAAUAACAGAGAAGAUGGAGGAAACAAAGGAUAAAAUAACAGAGAAGAUGGAGGAAACCAAGGAUAAGAUAACAGAGAAGAUUCAGGAAACCAAAGAUAAAGUUUCAUUUAAAAAAAUUAAGGACUAGGAGGGAUGCUUCAUUUUUGGAUAUAUCAAACCUUAGCACUUUAAACCCUUUGUGAGGCAGGAGAUACAAAGUGCAUUUCUGAGGUUUGGGGUCUUUUUUUCCUUGCUCCCCACCACCAACUUGUUUGGAGGCUACAGUUGCUGCGUGGAUUAAAAACCUCUGUGUAUUCACCAAGGUCAAAGUUCCUUGUGGUAACAUUAUCAAAUUGCAGAAGGAAAAGCAAAUCUCAGAGGUUCAUACCUGCUGGUAACAGUUACUCUUGUCUCUUGGUUUGGGUUUGGUUGGUUUUUUUUUCCUUCCCCUCUCAAAAUGAUCCUUUCUUCCAAAAGCCACUGCCUCCUUCACAGUGCACAGCCAUGGCUCCGUUAGGCUGAACCUUCCAUGGAAUGGGAAUGAAAAUUUCUCUGCUGGGAAAGGCAACAUCUUCAGCCUUUUAGACUAUGUGGACCCAGGCCUCCACAGUCAUGUUCAUCUCUCAGCUUGGAGACAGACCUUUGGCACUGCUACUGCACAGGAAGGAAUCGUUGGAUUAGCCACUCAGGCUGCAUGAAUUGUCAUGGCUGCACAGACUUCAGCUGAGCUGUGCUGCUUUACAGGUUGAGGCUAUGCUGAAUCUUUCUUGGACAGUGUUAUAUCUUCUCAGCCAUCUCACCAGAAAGCUGCAGGAAGGCAGAUGAAUCACAGGAGCCAAUACUGUCCAGUAUACUUUUGUUUCCUACAGUUGAUUUACAAUAGAAAGUCAUGAAACUAAUCAAUAACUGUAAAUGAAGAACUAGGAUUUGGUUGUUGUUCCUAUGUUAACGUUUACAAAACUCUUCAUCUUUGAAACAAAAACCUUCUGAAAGAGUUUACUUGAAAAAUCAGUACACUGAGGGGCUUUGUUAGUACAGGCACAGUUAAACCCCUCCAAAAUUCGUCCUCCUGACUGCAGCAGGAUGCUGUAGCUCCAACAAGCAUCAUCUCUGAGACAGUCACCCCAGUUUACCAAACUGUUUUCCUCCCUUCUGAUUUUCUUAGCUGAAGGCUGAAAUGCUUUGAGAGGUGUCAUAAAGGAAUAAAGGUGAAGCUGUUCCAUUUGAUUGGGCAAGUAAACUUCUCCCAUGGAUUUACUCCACUGAAGGCUAAACUGAAGUGUCUGGGUUGGUUUGGUUUGGUUUUUUUUUCCUGUUUUGAGUGUCACUUUGUAGCAGCUCUCUGCAUCUUGUUUAACAGAGGUGGGGGGUUUGUGGGGGAGCACAUGGAGAAAGAAUAGAACCGAACCCUGAGUGCUGUUCAUUGGAGUCAAACAAUAGAUCUGAUACUUUAGCAGCUCUCCCUCAUUGUCAGUCAAGUCACCGAGGGCCUCUCCACGUUUAAGUGAGUUGAACUUCAUUAACGUAAAGGUGCAGGGUUGGUUUUUUUUUUUACUUCUCUGCUUCUGCCCACGUGUCAAAUAGCAACUGCAGGCCCAUGCCUACCUCACAGGGCUGCUGUGAGGAAUAAUCAUUGUGUAUUUGAUGCCCUGAAGAUGUAAAGUGCCAUCUUUCUGACAAAUAUUAUUAAAAAAAGGAUUCUGUGAGCUCUGCUGCAGAGCUGAGCACUGCUCUA
Pogoniulus pusillus (Red-fronted tinkerbird) is the source of this 2712-nucleotide messenger RNA. RefSeq names its product family with sequence similarity 210 member A (gene MIMS1). Gene Ontology annotation, cellular component: mitochondrion. The coding region runs from base 313 to 1125 and encodes 270 amino acids. The transcript has 5 exons. Lineage: Eukaryota; Metazoa; Chordata; Aves; Piciformes; Lybiidae. The record is from RefSeq and is a predicted model, not a curated record.